Molecule: messenger RNA, 3198 nt
Organism: Centruroides sculpturatus (bark scorpion)
Lineage: Eukaryota; Metazoa; Arthropoda; Arachnida; Scorpiones; Buthidae
Gene: atos
Product: protein FAM214A-like
Exons: 12
Coding region: 227-3040 (937 amino acids)
Source: RefSeq, a predicted model, not a curated record
GUUCUAUUGGUCGACGCGUGAUAGGUGGGUAACAGUGUCAAGUGACUGGUAGCCUCGUCGUCGGAGCUCAUCAGCUGGCCAUCAGUAUAGAGGGAUGAUCGGUCGGAGUCAGACGUGUCGAAGAGAUGUAGUGCUUUAAAUGCUUUCGGAAUCAAUAAAGUUGGAGUCGAUCGGUUAUUUUUAGUCGAAAGUUAAAGUUAGAGGGCUUCUAAAGCAAAUUUAGAGCAUGAAACCGGACGAAGAAAUGCAUGCAGAUGUUGCUGAAGAAGUUGAGCUCGAUCCAUGUGACUUGUAUACAGAUUUGGGAACAUUGAUUAUUGAAGGGAGAAUUCCAGGACUAACAGAGAGAGGUUUUGGAGAAGGUCCCCAUUGCUUACCAGUUCAGGGUCAGAACAGACAUCAAUGUGACCUCACUUCCCCUGAAUGUCAACGUCAUGAUGUCAUAUUGAAACAUAUGUUACUUUUAUGGAAAAACAGAAUUCCAAUGUCAAUUGAAGUUUUGCUAUAUCCAGAAUGUUGUUCAAAUUCUUCUAGUAAUCAAACUAUUGAUAAUUCAUCAGUUUCAGAUAUAUCUUACUUAUUGUUAGAGCAAUGGACAAUACAUAUGUUGCCAAGAAGGAUAACAGAUGCUACCAUUAGUUGUCGUGGUCUUAUUCAAGCUGUCAGAUCAUUCCUUCACUUCUCUCAGUUAAGUGCUUGGUUGAGUUUAACCGGAGGACAGUCACCACAGAAUAUACACUACAGGGUAUGUGUUCCAGAAGAAGCUUUCUCAAGUAAAUUUACAACAAAACCAGACCUUCAUGUCUUUCCUAUUGCCAAUGUGGCUCGUAGCAAUGCAAUGAAAGUUGUAGUUAGGUCUCAUCCAAGAUGUGGAAAGAUACCAAAACUUGAAUGUUUUAAACAUAAUGUUGUGUGUGACAGAUUUGAGUCCCCCAAGCCAUCAAUAAGUAAGAUAAAAUCUGUUCUUGAGGAAGAAUGUGGUGCCAAUUGCAGAGAUGAUGAUUUUUGUCCAGAAGAUGGAAUUAUUAAUGAACAGUUCUCUUCAACAUUUAAACCCUCCUCACAAAAGGUAAUGCAGAACAAAAGUCCAGCUGAUUCUAUGCUUGGUGAAAGUCUUUUGGAUCCUCCACCUUCUCUUCAGAUGUAUCCAAAACGCUAUCAAUCACCUUCUCGUUGUGGAAGUCCAAGUAUUGAAGUACCUGAACAUCUUAUGUUUGGAAAAGCAGCUAAUGUAAGAAGAGAAGCUGAAAGAAACAGAAUUCAUUCCCAAGGUAAAGAACGAAGCAGACCACAACGAAGACCUGUAAUAGAAAGAUUUUUAAAGAAAAAUUUCAAUGAUGAUGAUAGAAUUGGCGAAGAAGAAAUUAGUGGAAAACAUACACUACCCUCUUCAGAAAGACUAGAAGGUAUGAAAAGUAAAUUAAAACUGGACCAGAAUAAUAUGGAAGUAUGCAAUUAUGUAUGUAAUGGUAAUGACACUUCUAUACCAUUAGAAGAAAUGCAACAUGUUUUAAACAGACUGAGACAAAGGUGUCCAGGCACAAAGCAUUCCACAAAUACUUCACAGAUACCAUUUCAAACAGAAAAACCAUCAGUAUUUAACAUCAUUCCUCAAAGGACAGAUAUACCUUGUAGCUCAAAGCAAAAAUAUUUAUCAUUAAAUGAAACUAUGGAAAGAACUUUAAAUCAGAAACACUCAAAAACAACUCAAAUUAAAAGUAAAUUAGCCAAAUUUACUGAGGAAUGUAAAAUACAAAAAAAUAUAGCAACUGAAAAUGAAUUUGAAAGUUCCUUUCUUUCUACAAAAUUGAAUUCAGACAUUUCAGACCAAUUAAAUUCUGUGCCUUCAGUUAACAAUGCUCAUUCAAUAAGUAAUGUAAAGUCAGAAGAAAAAAGAAUCAAAUGUGUUAGCAACAAUGAUAUGAGAGAUUCAGGAAAUGAAAAUUUUAAAACUGUUUGUAUAACUUCUGAUUCAAUAAUUAAUAAUAAUGUAGAUAUUCAAACAUAUCAAGAAGAAUUGAAUAAAAUGUCUACAAAUCAAAAUUUUAAUAACAAAAGUGAUUGUUUUCAAAACGUGUGUCAAAAUAAAAGUUGGAUUUCUGGCUUAGGAUAUGGAGGACAAAAAUCUUCUCUUGUGCAAAAUUUAUUAAGAGCAGGAGCAUUAGCAAAAGAGAAUGAUUUGGAUCGAAAGAAUCAUCUAGUUCCAUCAGCUGAUCAAAAAGCUCAAUUUAGAAGAUCCCUUGACAGUGCAACAUGCAUGGUUUUUCAUCAGAAAACAGGCCUACCAUUAACCUCAAGUCCUGCUCCAAUUAGAAAAUCUGGAACUUGUUUUGAUUUUGACAGCAGUUUAACUUCUGUUUCUGCAAUAAAAAGAGCUUUAUUUGAAAAAGAUCCUGAGGAGGAAAUAGAUAAGCUGCAAUUGAGUACAAGUGCACCUGCAUCAAUCACAACAAGCAAUCUUCUUGGAAAUUUUGAGGAGUCUGUUUUGAAUGGUCGUUUGGAACCUGUUAGUACAGUAGAAGGAUUUACAGCUGAAUUAGGAGCAAGUGGAUCUUUUUGUCCUCGUCAUAUCACCCUUCCAGUCACUGUAUUCUUCUAUACAUUGCAAGAUACAGACAAAAUGGCAUCUCCUUAUUUAGGGCAUAUUAAUUUAGGAAAGAAAGGAUAUCAUGUUCCAAGGAAAGGAACAGUACAAGUGACAUUAUUUAAUCCACAUCAGACUGUUGUAAAGAUGUUUGUAGUGAGAUAUGAUUUAUGUGAUAUGCCAGUCAACUGCCAGACUUUCAUUCGCCAACGUACACUUUAUAUGCCUGCCGAUGCCUCAGAUAAAGAUCCCGAUGCUAGUAAAUGGCUACGUUAUCUCAUUCAUCUCAGGUUUUCCAGUUCGAGAUCGGGACGAAUCUACCUUCAUACGGAUAUAAGGAUGAUUAUCUUUCGGAAAAGUGAUCUGGAUGCUGCUACUGUACAUAGCCAGAGGCCGUACGAAUUGCGUUCCUUUACACAAGGUCCCAUCAAUCCUAGAUUCUCUCCAUUGAAAUAAAACAAGACAAGAACAGGUUCUAAGAAAGAGAAUCAAUAUUUGAUUCAUAAAAUUCUGGAAUAUGCAUGUUCAUAAUAUCAGUAAUAAUGUAAAUCGUGGCUUGUGAAUGGUUGUUAUUGCUAUAAGUGUAUAUAUAUAAAUAUAUAUAUACAUAAUUA